UCGUGGUGGCCCUCAGUAACACUACAACAACAACAACAGAGAGAUGUUACGCCACAGGAAAAAGGCACUUCAGAUAGUGAAGAGUUUGGAUGCCUUUCCUAAAACCUCAGAGGAAUGUGUUAAAACAUCAACGACUGGAGGGACAUGUUUAGUGAUCAGCUUACUGGUGAUGUCAUGGUUGGUGGUGAUGGAGAUGAUGUAUUAUAUGGAUACCACCUUCACCUACACCUUCACCCCAGAUGCAGAUUUUACCGAAAAACUCAAGAUCAACAUUGAUAUCACUGUUGCCAUGCCCUGUCGAUACAGUAACAAACUGCUGUGGGCUGAAUCACACGCCUUGCUGCCCAGGAGCACUGAAAACAGACAGAUCCUGGGCAGAGCCCAGACUGGACAGAUUUGCGAUACAGAGGACUUGGUUUAUUUAAUUGAUGAUAUGACUAGACAGGACGGCCAUGUAAACAGCUACCUGCGAGAGCAGUUUCACUCUAUACAUGAACUACUCUGGAGGAGCGGUUAUACAAAUAUUUUUGGGGAUAUGCCACGCAGACGAAGCUUCCCAGACAAGGAGAAAGAUGCGUGUCAGUUACAUGGUAGUUUAGAGAUCAACAAAGUUGCUGGCAACUUCCACAUCACUGCAGGUAAAACCAUACCACUGCCAAGAGGUCAUGCUCAUUUGGCUGUAUUUAUGGAUGAUAAGGACUAUAAUUUUACCCACCGUAUCAAUAAACUGUCCUUCGGUGACCCGGCACCUGGCAUUGUACAUCCACUGGAGGGCGAUGAACAACUUGCUACCAAGAACCACAUGACAUACCAGUACUUUGUGACAGUGGUGCCAACGUACGUCAACACUUACAGUCAUCGAGGAUCUACCUUCCAGUACUCCGUGUCAGAGCAAAACCGUGAAAUAUCCCAUGAGAAGAAUUCCCAUGGCACUCCAGGCAUAUACUUCAAGUAUGAUGUAUCAGCCUUGAAGGUGGAGGUGGUGGAGCGCCACGAGUCCUUGAUCAAGUUCCUCACCAGACUGUGUGGGAUAGUUGGUGGAGUCUUCACCUGUUCAGGUUUGAUAAGUCGUUUUGUUGGUCUGUUGGUGAGCUGCUUGACGUGUCGCUUCUUCAGAGAGGAAGCUAAUAAUGGUAAAUUCGAGGAGAAAACUUCAAAACUUUUGCCUGGUCCACCAGCUAGUCUCCUCCUACAGUCCAACCUGACCCAGCAACCUGAUGCAGCUGUGCCACAGUUGACCUCCACUACUAUUACUCCCAUCACUGCUGACCCUCAUAUCUCCGAUGCAUUGAACAUGACCUGUGCUGGAACCUGAUGAUGUACCAGUGGUUGUCUAAUGAGUAACUUGUGGGUUGCUCACCACACACCAGUAUCAAACAUGUUACAUACACCCCCAGUCUUGCAACCUGACAUUGUUAAUGUGUAUAUGUACCUGUCUUAUACAUAUAAUUGUUUCACAUUUAUAUAAAUAUCACUGUCUGUAGAAGCUAAGAGUUUUGCAAACUGAUUACAGUUAUGAAGAUUGAUAAUCAUAUUUAAGUUAUAAAUAUUUUAAUGAGUGAUAUGUAUAUUGUCUUAUGAAGUUUUUGUUAUGAUAAUUAGAGAGUGAUAACAAUUUUUAAUUACAGUAAAUGAG
Messenger RNA from Cherax quadricarinatus, 1636 nucleotides. The record is from RefSeq and is a predicted model, not a curated record. Lineage: Eukaryota; Metazoa; Arthropoda; Malacostraca; Decapoda; Parastacidae.